AUGGUGCCUCUCAUUGUGAUAAGCAUGUUCUGGGGCUUCCUCAGCUUCUUGGUUCCCUGGUUCAUCCCUAAGAGUCUUAGCAGAGUAGUUAUCAUCACCAUAUUGGUGACCUGUUCAGUUUGCUGCUAUCUCUUUUGGCUAAUUGCAAUUCUUUUUCAUUUCUGUCCUCUCUUUGGACCACAGUUGAAAAAUUAA
Messenger RNA from Pongo pygmaeus (Bornean orangutan), 195 nucleotides. RefSeq names its product V-type proton ATPase subunit e 1-like. NCBI's taxonomy places the organism in Eukaryota, Metazoa, Chordata, Mammalia, Primates, Hominidae. Gene Ontology annotation, cellular component: proton-transporting V-type ATPase, V0 domain. The transcript has 2 exons. Gene Ontology annotation, molecular function: proton-transporting ATPase activity, rotational mechanism. The record is from RefSeq and is a predicted model, not a curated record. Gene Ontology annotation, biological process: proton transmembrane transport. Bases 1 to 195 code for a protein of 64 amino acids.